GUGAAAAUUACUGUUCUGUUCAGGCGCGAUCUCUGAUAUUUGAAGGUCAAACUUAAGGAUAAUGAACUUUCGCUAGUGUGUUGUCUACGCCAAGGUCUAAAAAAGGGAAUGAUACGGUCGGAAAUUUCCUGCGACAGUAACCAUUUAGUUCUUGGAGAGGAAUCUGGUUUUGGUUUACUCUCGCUUAAUCUACCUAGUACCACUCUAAGUAAAAAUCAUCAAGAUCAUUCUCCUCGUCCUUCCCUUAAAUCUUUUGGAAGUGAAAUUCGUUGUUCAAUAGAUGAAUUAGAUGCUGUCAUUGCUACGUAUGAUGUUAAUAAUAAUGAUGAUAAUGAUAUUGAAUCUAAGAAACAACAAUUAUUAACUUCUUCUUCAUUAACUAAUAUUCCUUCUAUUAAUACUUCAGUAGAUUAUUUCAAUUAUUCAACGUUUACAAAUUCUCCAUCAUUAUCAAAUCAAUUAUCUUCAUUAAGUAGAACAACAAUAACAAAUAUGAAUUAUGUAACAUCUAUUACACAUAAUAGUAAUAUCAAUGAUUAUCAUCAUCAUAAUAUUCAUGAUAUAAAUGAAAUAAGAAAAUAUUAUUAUGGAGAUCAAAUACAAAUAAAUAAUCAAUAUGAUCAAUUAGAUGUCAACUCUUCUUUGUAUCCAACAACAACAACAUCAUCAUCGUCAUAUACUUUUACAAAUUAUUGUAAUCAAAUCGAACCUUCAUUUCCAUUGCCUCCACCUGAUGCAUUUGCUUCAGAGGAUUUCCCACUUCCACCAUCACCACCACCACCACUGCCGCCUCUACUAUCAACACCAACAUCCGAGGCAACAACAGGCUCAGCCAAACCAGUAACAUUGUUAACAAGUCACUUCUCAUCAACAACAUUUUCACCUUAUACUACCAAUUCAACAUUAACAACAUUGAAUGGCGGUAAACAUCUACAGAGCUUUCCUUCUACUAAUGGGUAUUCACAGUGUCAGCCGUUUGAUCCUAAAUGUCAUGUAGAAUCAACCAUCAACUCAUAUAAUACAAAUAAUGGACAUCAUACACAACAGUUUCAUCAUAAUAUACCCACAACAAAUUCACGAAAACCAUCAAUUCCUCAAAGAGCUCCAUCCACUCGACUAACAAGUUUACCGAGUUGGCCUAAACAUCAUGACAUGGAGACACCUAUUUCUGACACUAUGAUAACAUCUAAUGCUAUGGUCACUGGAAAUAAUGGAAUAGAUCAUUCGAAAACGAAACAUUCAGUGGAGUCAUCAAAUGAGAAUAAUAAUAAUAAUAGUCACUCAAUUGAAUGUACCACAUUACCAGUACAAGAUAUAAUACGUAAAUUUGGCAGUAUACUUAUGAGUAAUGCAAAAAUAUCAAAUCAAUGCAGCACAACUUCUAAUGUACAAAGUACUUUAUCAUCUACAAUACGACCAAAUUCCAUCAAUGACUGUAUACCUCAUAAUAACAAUACUAAUAAUGUAAACAAAUCAAUUAAUCACAAGUACAAUCAACCAACACUAUCUACUAAUUCACAAUAUUCACCUAUCACUACUGGUCUAGCUACAUCAACUGUUCUCGCAUCACAAAAUAAUGCAACACAAGAAGUUAUCAUGUCAACUACAUCAUCAUCAUCACCAUUGUUAAAUAGAAAUAUGAAUCAAAGUAGUUCAUCCAAUAUGAAUCAUUCAUAUCAAAUGAUGAAUAUUCCAUCGGGAAAAUUAUCAAAACGGAAUGUCUGUGCAAACAAUAAUAUAUCAUCUACUUUAGCUUAUCCAUUCUCGUCUAAUUCUACCAAUGUUACCAUUACUACUACUACUACCACUGCUACUACAACUACUAUGUCCAAUCAUCAUAAAUCAUUUACUGAUUCAUUAUAUGUUAAUGGAAAGUUUCUAAAUGAUAAAUGCUCUAUAUCGACUAAUUCAUCUUAUCAAUCUACAUCAACAGUCCUUCCAGAGGAGUAUUAUCAAACAAAUUCAUCAUGUACAACAUUUAAUUCUGGUAAUGGAAAUAUACCUAAUGGAUUAUCAAAACUACAAAAUCGUGUUCAUUCUUCACAUUGUACUAUUAAUAAUGAUGUAAACAAUUCCACAAAUCAUUAUAUUCACAGUCAACAAUCACAACAUCAUCAACAGUUGAAUUCACAUAUUGUUCAUCAAUUUAAUAGUACAACAUCGUUACAACCUCGUUCAUCUUCUGAUUGUCCAUCGAAUUCAUCGUUUAUUCAUGUACAAUCAAUGAAUUUGGAUCCACAAACAUUGACCAUAUUUAAUCAAUUCAAUAUUGUUGAUGCCAAUCAAAUACCAGGUUAUCAUCCUAUUUCAUCUAAUCUGCCUGAUUGGAAAAUUCAUCGAUUAGAAAGAAAAAAUCGUGAUACAGCUAAUAUUUAUGCAGAUGAAUUAAAGAAAUGGGGUCUUGUACCACAUUGGAAACGUGAAUUAAUUGAAAAGAAACAAUUGAAUAAAAUGGAAACAAAUCCUCAUCAAUCACAACAUUACAAUAAUGAUACAUCAUUAACAACAACAACAAAUGAAUUAGCUGAAAAACUUCAACGUCGUUUAGAUAAAGUUACUAAAGCAACGAUUGAAUAAUUUCAGCAUUGAAUUCUGUAUUAAUGAAGUAACCAAGGUUUCUUCUUAUGAUUAUUAUUAAUAAGGUAUUACAUAAUUCUUAAUGGUGUUCACUAAUUAUUCUUUAUUUAUAUGAUUGAUCUUUAUUUUCUGGCUACGGAAUACGCUUGUUUAAAUAAUAGUUUUAACUUAUUCUGUUUCUAUGGUGCCUUUUAUUUAGUAUUCAGGUAACUGUGUAGUAUUAUUAUUAUUAAUAGUAGGGUAUAACAGCUAUUGUGAAGUGUAUACCUGUAAGAACUAUUAUUAUGCUUUGUGCUACUGAUGUUGACAGAUAUAAGUAGUAUGUAUAUUGUUAAUCGAAAAUAGGAAUGCUUGACGUCAGUAAGUUGAGAUCAUCGAAGAGAAGAAGAAGAAGAACAACAACAACCAAUGAUUGAUAUGGAAACGAAGGAAUCAUCAAAUCUAAGCCAACAACUAUUAUGAAGUGUAUACUUGUGAGAACUAUAGUAUAGUAUAGUAUGUGCUACUGAUGUUGACACAUAUAAGUAGUAUGUAUAUGGUUGAUCGAAAGUAGAAAUGCUUGAUGUCAGUAAGUUGAGAUCAUCGAAGAGAACAACAACAACAACAACAACAACAACAACGAAUGAUUGAUAUGAAAACGAAAGAAUCAUCAAAUCUAAGACAAUGAAUAAAUAUCUCUACAAUUCAAUUAUUUACUGUAUAAUCCAAUAAGAUUUCAAUAAGACAUUCUAUUCUUUUGUGUAUUCUUAUUCAAUACACUAAUCAUGCUUUAUGAACCCUAUUCAUAAUCGAAUCAACAUCAUUGAUGAUGUUUGUUUUUUUGUUUUUCUUUUCUCUUUGAUAUUUCAAUGCUAUUGAAUAUUGAUCAUUUGUUUGUUUGAUCGAUUCAUUGAUUUGAACAUGAUUGAUUAUGGAUCUAUUUUAUUUCGUCUUGAAUAAAUUUUAUCUGAAUACUAUUGACAAUCAUAUUAAAUUAUUAACUUUAUAUUAAUACUUCUAUAAUAAAUCGAUAAUGAUAAUCAAUCAUUAAUAAUUAUUCAAAUAAUGACAAUCAUUUCAAUGAUUAAAAAAAAAAAAAAGCUUUACUCUUUCCAUUCUAUGAAUCUUCAAAUGACGUACAUUUGUUUCAUUAGUUGAGUUAAUUUUAUUAAUGAUUGUAAUAUUCUUCAAAGUUUAUAAUACAUAUUGGUUGUGAGGACCGUGAGAUGAUAACAACCGAUGGUUAAAGACCUUGAAUGACAUGGUUGAAAAUCGUUUGAAAUGAUGUGAGCAGGUGCAUCCAUUCUUUGUAGUCUUCCAAAUUUUGAUCUUCUGAUUCCUUUUUGUCUCUUUUUUCUCUUUCCAAAUUUAUUUCACUGAAUUAUACCCAUUGAAUAACAUCUUCAAACCCUAAUCUUUCCGAUUACUGCUUAUACUUUUACUACCUCUACCACUAUGGGAUUUGAAUCGACAAUUGUAUCAGUGUGGUAAUAUGGUAUGACAACUCAAACUGAUGUACGUAGGUACGAAGU
Molecule: messenger RNA, 4088 nt
Organism: Schistosoma guineensis
Lineage: Eukaryota; Metazoa; Platyhelminthes; Trematoda; Strigeidida; Schistosomatidae
Source: the annotation of a GenBank genome assembly